GCCUUCACCUCCAAAACCCUAUUGUCUCUGCUAAGACAGAUUCUCCUUGCUUUUGGUCCGCAAAAUCGAUAACUUGAACCUGCAUCUCGAUCACAGAAAUGAACGACGGCGAUAAUAGACGGCGAGAUCGCAGAGACCUUCGGGCCACAAAGAAGCGGAGGUUCAUCCGCACCGCGGAAGAGGAGCUCGAUUCCAAGCUCGGCUUUGAUCUCUUCUCCGAAGGCGAAAAGCGCCUUGGUUGGCUACUCACGUUCGCUUCGUCAUCCUGGGAUGAUCCUGACACUCGCAAAGUCUACAGCUGCGUCGAUCUUUAUUUUGUUUGUCAGGAUAAAAUGGAAAUGGAUGUAGAAGGGUAUUUGAGAAGACGCUAUGAAAGGCAGAUUGCCCAGAUUGAAAUUGUAGAGAAGGAGGAUCUUGAUCUUAAAAACCAUUUGUCUGGUUUAUGUAAACGAUGUUUAAAGAUAUCUUUUGAUACUGUUCAACAACUGAUGGAUGUCAAGAGAGAUCUAGUGCAUGUUGUUGAAAGAAACCGGGAGAAGUUUGAUGCUGGAGAAGCAUACGAGUCUAUAUUAAUGGGGAAAAGAGAACAAAGGGCUGAAGAUUUUCUGGAUUAUAUUGUUGAUCUCCGAGAAUAUGAUGUUCCUUACCAUGUCCGCUUUGCCAUUGACAAUGAUGUUAGAUGUGGACAGUGGUAUGACGUUAGUGUAUCUAGUACUGGUGUCAUCCUGGAGAAAAGGACUGAUCUUCUGCAACGUGCUGAAGUUCGUGUUUGUGCAUUCGAUAUUGAAACAACAAAGCUUCCUUUGAAAUUUCCAGAUGCCGAAUAUGAUUUAGUAAUGAUGAUAUCGUACAUGGUUGAUGGACAAGGAUACCUAAUUAUUAACAGAGAGUGCGUAGGGGAAGAUAUAGAUGAUUUGGAGUAUUCUCCAAAACCUGAAUUUCAAGGUUGUUUCAAAGUUACAAAUGUAAAGAAUGAGGUAGAACUUCUUAGACAGUGGUUUGCUCACAUGCGAGAAGUAAAGCCUGGUAUAUAUGUUACAUAUAAUGGUGAUUACUUUGACUGGCCAUUCUUGGAAAACAGGGCAGCUUAUCAUGGGCUUAAAAUGAUUGAUGAGUUAGGGUUUCAAUGUGACAAGAAUCAGGGGGAAUGUCGCUCUAAAUUUGCUUGCCAUUUGGAUUGUUUUGCUUGGGUCAAACGUGACAGUUACCUCCCUCAAGGGAGCCAUGGCCUCAAGGCUGUUACAAAGGCAAAGUUGGGUUAUGACCCACUGGAGGUGAAUCCAGAGGAUAUGGUUCGGUUUGCAAAGGAGAGGCCUCAGACAAUGGCCUCAUAUUCUGUUUCUGAUGCUGUGGCUACAUAUUACUUGUAUAUGACCUAUGUUCAUCCCUUCAUCUUCUCUUUGGCAACUAUAAUUCCUAUGUCACCUGAUGAGGUUUUGAGGAAAGGUAGUGGGACACUUUGUGAAAUGCUUCUCAUGGUCCAGGCGUACAAGGCAAAUGUUAUUUGCCCUAACAAACAUCAGUCUGAUCCUGAAAAGUUCUAUAAGAAUCACCUUCUUGAGAGUGAAACUUAUAUUGGUGGCCAUGUGGAGUGCCUUGAAAGUGGUGUCUUCAGAUCUGAUCUUCCAACUAGUUUUAAGCUUGAUCCAUCUGCCUACGAGAUCACUUAUGAGACAAUAAUAGUGGCUUCUCCAGAUGGAGGUUCCAUUUGCAAGAAUACCAACAAGUAUUUCAUUGUUGGUGAGAUUGAGAUCAAGGAAGAGGAAAUCAAGGCUAGUAAAGACAAGGCUUUGGGACUUUUCAAGGUUGUUGAAGCUUACCUCUUAGCAAAUCCUAAUACAUACUAAAAAUUUGAAACUAAUCUCUACUACAUUUAAAAAUUAAAUGGAAUCCAUUUCAAGGAUCAUCUUAUGUCUUAAUUUAGGCUUGCAUGUGUGAGAGAGAUGAAAAUAUUUCUUUUUUUGUCCCUUCCUAAUAGUAAUUGUUACAUAUUUGUAAGGUUUCAAUAUUGUAAUUUUCAACAACCUCAUGAUAUCUUGAAUAAAAGAUGUUCUACAAA
This is a messenger RNA of Rubroshorea leprosula, 2059 nucleotides long. Lineage: Eukaryota; Viridiplantae; Streptophyta; Magnoliopsida; Malvales; Dipterocarpaceae. The record is from the annotation of a GenBank genome assembly.